Molecule: messenger RNA, 1566 nt
Organism: Sodiomyces alkalinus F11
Lineage: Eukaryota; Fungi; Ascomycota; Sordariomycetes; Glomerellales; Plectosphaerellaceae
Exons: 3
Coding region: 1-1566 (521 amino acids)
Biological process (GO): mRNA cis splicing, via spliceosome
Cellular component (GO): cytoplasm; spliceosomal complex
Molecular function (GO): protein binding
Source: RefSeq, a predicted model, not a curated record
AUGGACCCGGGACGCCGUGCCAUGCUUUCGGGCCGCCAAGAACGUCCGUCUCGAGAUGUCACCUCGCCACGGAGAGACGACGGCAAUCGCGUCUCCAAGCGUUCGGAUCAGUUUUCCUCGGGUCGGCGUCGAAAGAACAACGCGAGGGAUGCGAAUACCACCUCACUAGGCAGUAACCGCACGUACAUGACGCAAGAUGAACAGGCGCUUCAGUUCGUGGCCGAGGAGGACAAGUUCGUCUUGAAGCAGUCCAAGAAGAAAGCCGACAUCCGCGUUCGCGAGGGUCGAGCCAAGCCCAUCGAUUUGCUGGCCUUCAACCUACGCUUCGUCGACCCGGACCGAGACGUUCUCGACGACGACGAAACCGACGCGCGAAUCUCCGUCCCCUCCCCCGAGGCCGUGUUGCAGACGCUCGACGAGGCGCAGCUGCGGGAGCUCGAGUCCGACAUCACCUCGUACCACACCCUCGAGACCAACGCCCGGAACCGAGAAUACUGGCAAGCGCUGCAAUCCCUCUGCGCCGACCGGCGGCAGAAGCUGAAACCGCAGGGGACCGACGACCGCGUCGUCAGCACCGUCGCCGCCGACAUCGACAAGAUCCUCAGCCCCAAGACGUACGAGCAGCUCGAGGCCCUCGAGAGGCAGGUCAAGGCCAAGCUCCGGUCCGACGAGGACAUUGAUACGGAUUACUGGGAACAGCUCCUGCGCAGCUUGUUGGGCUGGAAGGCCAAGGCCAAGGUCAAGAAGGUGUACGAGGAGAUCAAAGAGAGCCGGGCCGCGCUGUUGAAGAUGCAGGGAAUCGACGUUAGGCCGGAAGAGAUCGACGGAGCCACAGGCGGCACGGCCAACCGACGACUGUCGAGUUCUUUCACAUCUACUCCUGCAUCGACGGCAGCCCACCACACAAAGCCGCCGCCGACUGCCGUGUCUCUCCUCCAACAACACGGACAAAGCCAAAGUAGUAGUAGUGCGAGCGCGAGCGCGAGCGCGAGUGCGCCCCCUGGAACGGCGCGCUUUGCACCCUCUGGGGACGACGACUUCUCGGGCGCGACCAAGGCCCUGUACGAGCGCGAGGCGGCCCGCGGCACGGGCGAGAACGAGGAGGUCUUCGCCGAGGAAGAAGCCGUCCCCGCGGCGUCGCGACCAGCCUGGGCGGGCAAGUACAGGCCGCGGAAGCCCCGCUACUUCAACCGCGUGCAGAUGGGGUACGAGUGGAACAAGUACAACCAGACGCACUACGACCACGACAACCCGCCGCCCAAGGUGGUGCAGGGCUACCGCUUCAACAUCUUCUACCCGGAGCUCAUCGACAAGACCAAGGCGCCCACCUACAAGAUCAUCCGGGAGGGGGGGCGCCGGCGCGGGGAGAGCUCGGCGCCUGCGGGGGAGAACGAUACGUGUCUCAUCCGCUUCAUCGCGGGGCCGCCGUACGAGGAUAUUGCUUUCCGGAUUGUUGAUCGUGAGUGGGAUUACAGCGCGAAGAAGGAUCGGGGGUUCAGGAGUUCCUUUGACAAGGGAAUCUUGCAGCUUCAUUUCCAGUUCAAAAAGAUCUACUACCGAAAGUAA